Molecule: messenger RNA, 621 nt
Organism: Iphiclides podalirius (scarce swallowtail)
Lineage: Eukaryota; Metazoa; Arthropoda; Insecta; Lepidoptera; Papilionidae
Source: the annotation of a GenBank genome assembly
AUGCCAAGAGCAGCACCCGUCGAUCUGUCCACGCGGACCGGCGCAAACAACCCAACCGAACUUUGCCAACAUCGUUACCGACCGACGCUAACAUCGAUACCGACCGACGCUAACACGUUACCAACCGACGCUAACAUGGUUACCGACCGACGCAGGCGUAGCAACCGAUGGUCACGCAGCCGGAGGAGCCGCUCACACGACCGCCUCGCCCUGCACCUCGAACACGGCCCGCGUGUACCUGGUGAUCGCGUCGUACGUGGUCUUGAGGAGGUCGCAGCGCGAGUCCACCUCGGGGUCGGAGGGGGCGACGCGGUGGGCGGAGGGGCGGGGGCGGCGCGCGGGCCCCGCCCCCUCGGGGGCGCGGCCCGCGGGCGCCUCGCAUCAUACGUCCAGCUCCUCCAAACCCUUGGAGAGGCGGUGCGAGUUGAUGCGGCGGCGGUGCGAGCGGCGCACGGCGUCGGCCCUCCUGUACGGCUCGCUACGCAGCCCGUGCAGAAUGUCUUCCAGGGCGCCGUUGUACACCUCGUCCUGGUGCAGGAGCUUCUUCUCGCCGACCGUCUGCGACUUGCUCUUCAGCUCGUUGAUGACCGCCUCCUGCGUUGGCGGGGCGCGCGCUCGGAU